UGACCUUCACGUAUGCUGCCAGCUCGACAAGCUUGCACCAGGUAAACUGAAAGGUUGUUCCUGGUUGCCAAGGACAACACAAAGAGAGCAGUGCGUCGGAGAGACUUGGCGUCAAAAACAGCCCAUUGCUGUGGCAACAAAUGACAGUGUAUUUGUGAAGUUAACAGCAUUAACCCAACACUCCAUACGAACUAAUCUGCUGAGGAGAAAAGGGCCAGGAUGAAAGAACUGCUCUUUGCUUUUUGUCUCUUUGCGGGACUUGCAGUGACUGGCUCUGUUCAUGCGUCUGAGUGGACCGGGGCAUGUCAGAAUCUGUGCAGAUGUGGAAUCCAACCUUGGUUUUCUCCUUUAUCCAUUUAUAUGGAGGCUUUAACUGUGGACUGUGAUGACCUGGGAAUUUUCUCUCUUCCAGAAAACCUUCCCUCUGAUACACAAGUGCUCCUGGCACAGAGCAACAACAUUGUCAACAUUGAAAAACCUUUGAAUUAUUUAGUUAACUUAACAGAAGUGAAUCUCUCUCAGAACAAUAUAUCUUCUCUUAGUGACCUCUAUCUAGGUCACCUUCCUCAGCUUUCAUCCUUGCACUUGGAAGAGAACCGAAUAACCAGCCUUCACAACAACUGUCUCGUGCACCUACCAAACCUUCAAGAGCUUUAUGUCAACCACAACCUACUCUCGCUGAUCAGUCCCAGGGCUUUUCAAGGUCUCAACAAUCUUUUGCGUCUCCAUCUCAACUCAAACCAACUGACGGUGAUCAGACCAGAGUGGUUUCAAGCGCUCAACCAACUGGAGAUAUUGAUGAUAGGAGAAAAUCCCAUUUCCCAAAUACAAGAUAUGAAUUUCCAACCCUUGAGUAAUCUUCGUAGUCUUGUCCUGGCAAGGAUGAACCUCAGUGAAAUACCUGAUAAUGCUCUGGUUGGUCUCCAUAAAUUGGAGAGCAUCUCGUUCUAUGAAAAUAAGUUUGCAAAGGUGCCUCAGGUGGCACUCAGAAAAGUCCCAAGUCUCAAGUUUCUGGAUCUCAAUAAGAAUCCGAUUGAGAGAAUUAAUCGCGGAGACUUUGCAGAUAUGAUGCAUAUGAAAGAACUGGGUAUCAACAGCAUGCCAGAUCUGGUUGCGAUUGACAGCUUUGCUGUUUCCAACUUGCCUGAACUUACAAAGAUUGAGGCCACCAACAACCCCAGACUGUCUUAUAUCCAUCCCAAUGCAUUUUAUAACCUGCCCAGGCUUGAGACACUGAUGCUAAAUGAUAAUGCCCUCAGUGCACUUCACCGUGUUACAGUCGAGUCCUUGCCCAGCCUACAGGAAGUAAGUUUGCACUCCAAUCCAAUUUACUGUGACUGCGUUGUCCGUUGGAUCAAUAUGAACAAGAUCAAGUUUCGUUUCAUGGAGGCCGACGCUCUCCUGUGCACGGGACCUCCAGAGUUCGAAGGUCGCCAUGUCCGGCACAUACAAUUCCGUGAAAUGAUGGACACCUGCCUCCCAGUUAUCUCUCCAGAAAGCUUUCCAGAACAUAUCAGUGUGGAUGGAGGUCGCUUGGUGUCAUUUCACUGUCGGUCAUUUGCAGAACCAAAUCCGGAGAUCUACUGGAUCACCCCUUCAGGAGAAAAAAUCCUACCAAGAAUGUCUUCAAGCAAGUAUUUGGUGCAUCCUGAGGGAACGCUGGACAUAUUUAACAUUUCUGAGAAUGAGGCAGGUCAAUACACCUGUGUAGCCCAUAAUCUCAUAGGGGCAGAUAUGAAGUCUGUUGUAAUGGUAGUGAAUGGGUACUAUCCAGAACCUUUAAAUGGAUCUUUGGAUGUACAAAUUGAUGUGAUACAACCACAUUUUGCAAAAAUAUCUUGGGUACCACCGAAGAGUAGCUUUGUGUCAAAUAUCAAAUGGUCCACCGCGUCUUUGCGCUUCACAGCUCGUGUACCAUCUGACAUAAAAAUGUUCAACCUGACACACUUGCAGCCAAUGACACAGUAUGAAGUAUGUGUAGAAAUUACAGACCUGCAAAGGGGGCAUUUACAAAAUUGCUUUAAUGUCAGUACACCUGAGCAAGCUGCUCCAGUGAGCAAAUCUAACAAGAGCAAAGUGGUGAUGAUCAAUGCCAUUGGUCUGCUUUUGAUAGCAUCUGCUGUGACAUGUUCACUCAUAUACAAGUCUCUGAAGAGUGAUUAUCUUUACAGACGGUUAAGUAAUCAACAAACAGGGACACCAGAGGGUCCCAGUCCCUGCUCCUCUUCCAACUUCAUGCAGCAUUUGAGGUCUGAAGUGGAUAGCGAUGUUUUGGACUUGAAUAAAACCAUUUAA
Molecule: messenger RNA, 2295 nt
Organism: Neoarius graeffei (lesser salmon catfish)
Lineage: Eukaryota; Metazoa; Chordata; Actinopteri; Siluriformes; Ariidae
Gene: lrrn3a
Product: leucine rich repeat neuronal 3a
Exons: 1
Coding region: 220-2295 (691 amino acids)
Molecular function (GO): protein binding
Source: RefSeq, a predicted model, not a curated record